GCCCUUAAACCCCACCCAGCACUGUCAAAUUGACGUAUGGUUUUCAGAGAUGAUAUGUCGGCUAAAGAGAAAAAUACGACAAUUUCAAUGUGUGAUUGUGUCGAUUUGGGGAAUUUAAGGGAUCCGAGUGUUGUCUAGGCACACUGCACCCACCUUAUAGUGGCCUAGGGCGCAGUUGUGACCGAAGAUUAUUCGCAUAGCCUAAUCGGCAGGGUAUUCGACGCCUAGUGUUCACCCAAAACAGGCAAAAUUUCGUCCCUACUUUUCACGAUGGGGUGCUGUGGUGGACCGGGCGGCCCAAGUGACGAAGACGAAAAAAUCAAGAAAGAAGCUAAUAAGAGGAUAGAAAAACAACUGCAGAAGGAUAAACAACUAUACAGAGCCACGCAUAGACUCCUGUUAUUAGGUGCCGGAGAAUCAGGGAAAUCGACAAUUGUCAAACAAAUGAGAAUUCUUCACGUGAAUGGCUUUGGACAAGAAGAACGGAAACAGAAGAUCGAAGACAUAAAAAAGAACAUAAGGGAUGCAAUACUGACCGUCACAGGAGCUAUGAGCUCUUUGAAUCCCCCAGUUCUAUUGGAAAAACCAGAAAACCAGAGCAGGGUUGAUUACAUGCAGGAGCGUGCCAGUCAGCCUGACUUUGAAUAUCCACCGGAAUUCUAUGAGCACACAGAGAUCCUCUGGAAGGACAAGGGAGUGCAGGCAUGUUACGAAAGGUCCAACGAGUACCAGCUCAUCGACUGUGCUCAGUAGUAAGUAUUUCUUCCUGUCGCGUUGUUAUUUUGUAGUCUCUUUCCAGAGAUGCACUGUUUCUCUGUAGAAAAAUGUUCAUCCUGUCACGUCGUAAUUCUGUAGUCUCUUCCCAGAGAUGCACUUUUUUCUUCAUUUUGUAUUUUGAUCACAUUAACAAACUUUUCCCCAAAAUU
Messenger RNA from Mizuhopecten yessoensis (Yesso scallop), 926 nucleotides. Its product is annotated as guanine nucleotide-binding protein G(s) subunit alpha-like. Gene Ontology annotation, cellular component: heterotrimeric G-protein complex. The coding region runs from base 271 to 753 and encodes 160 amino acids. Gene Ontology annotation, biological process: adenylate cyclase-activating dopamine receptor signaling pathway; sensory perception of chemical stimulus. Gene Ontology annotation, molecular function: GTPase activity; GTP binding; G protein-coupled receptor binding. Lineage: Eukaryota; Metazoa; Mollusca; Bivalvia; Pectinida; Pectinidae. The record is from RefSeq and is a predicted model, not a curated record. The transcript has 5 exons.